This is a messenger RNA of Megalobrama amblycephala (Wuchang bream), 3500 nucleotides long. It is a transcript of the gene map2k4b, whose product is annotated as mitogen-activated protein kinase kinase 4b. Lineage: Eukaryota; Metazoa; Chordata; Actinopteri; Cypriniformes; Xenocyprididae. The record is from RefSeq and is a predicted model, not a curated record. The transcript is spliced from 14 exons. The coding region runs from base 248 to 1540 and encodes 430 amino acids. Gene Ontology annotation, biological process: protein phosphorylation; MAPK cascade. Gene Ontology annotation, molecular function: ATP binding; JUN kinase kinase activity.
UCUGGCAACCACAGACACACACUGGCUUUCAGCGGCGCAGUUUCUGCUCAUCGACAUCGAAGCUGGCUGUCCGGUCCCGCCUUAGGACCUUUUAACCCCCUCGUUUCUAAACUUAACCGAAUGGGGUGCGGAACCCUUCUCGGUUUACUCCGGUAGUCGUGUGUGUCGCGCGCUGAAUCGUGUGUCCGAAGAGUCGCUGCGUCUCGCUGCACUGCAGCCGCUGCUGCUGGAAUCGAGCAGAUCCACAAUGGCGACUCACAGUCCCAGCAGCAACUCACCAACAACUCCGUGCAGCAGAAGCAUUAGCGCUGCGGGAUCUGUGCUGCACCACACGCAACACUUAACGACAAUGAGCAACAUGCAGGAUUCCAACACAUGCUGGAGGUGUCAGAAUGAAACAGGAUUUCAGAUAAAUCUGUCUGGAGUAACCCAAAGUAAACGCAAAGCACUUAAGUUAAACUUUGCUAAUCCACCGGUCAAACCGGCCACGCGUCUGCCCAUCACCACGCCGGCUCCUCCUUUCCAGAAUCCACACAUAGAGCGGCUGCGGACGCACAGUAUCGAGUCAUCGGGGAAGCUGAAGAUUUCUCCAGAACAGCAUUGUGACUUCACGGCCGAGGACCUGAAGGAUCUGGGGGAGAUCGGGAGAGGAGCUUACGGAUCCGUCAACAACAUGGUGCACAAACCCAGCGGGCAGAUCAUGGCCGUCAAGCGGAUUCGCUCCACUGUGGACGAGAAGGAACAGAAGCAGCUGCUCAUGGAUCUGGACGUAGUGAUGAGGAGCAGCGACUGCCCGUAUAUCGUCCAGUUCUACGGCGCUCUGUUCCGAGAGGGCGACUGCUGGAUCUGUAUGGAACUCAUGUCUACCUCCCUCGACAAAUUCUACAAAUAUGUAUAUUGUGCAUUAGAUGAUGUCAUUCCAGAGGAAAUAUUAGGCAAAAUUACAUUAGCAACUGUGAAAGCACUGAAUCACUUGAAAGAAAACUUGAAGAUCAUCCACAGAGACAUCAAACCCUCCAACAUUCUCCUGGACAGAAACGGCAACAUUAAACUCUGUGAUUUUGGCAUCAGCGGGCAGCUGGUCGACUCCAUCGCCAAGACCCGAGACGCCGGCUGCAGACCGUACAUGGCUCCGGAGCGGAUCGACCCCAGCGCCUCCAGACAGGGCUACGACGUUCGCUCGGAUGUCUGGAGUUUGGGAAUUACGCUGUACGAGCUGGCCACGGGCCGCUUCCCCUACCCCAGGUGGAACAGCGUGUUCGAUCAGCUGACGCAGGUGGUGAAGGGCGACCCGCCGCAGCUCAGCAACUCCGAGGACCGGCAGUUCUCGCCCAAAUUCAUCCAGUUCGUCAAUCUAUGCCUUACGAAGGACGAGUCAAAAAGGCCAAAGUACAGAGAGCUGCUGGGUUACACAAUCGGAUUGUUGAAGCAUCCGUUCAUCCUGAUGUACGAGGAGCGUGUGGUGGACGUGGCCGGUUACGUGUGUAAGAUCCUGGAGCAGAUGCCGGCGUCUCCCAGCUCGCCCAUGUAUGUUGACUGAUGGUGAGCGGUCUGUGAACUCCAGACGGCCCGGCCACCAUGUGGUGUUCAUACAGCGUCCGACCCUUAACCCACCCGCAUUUCACUGCUUUUACCGCAUCACAGCCUGCGUCGAACGUUUGCUCUUCGAUUGAGCUUCAUUUCAAAACGCUGAACGUCAAAACAGUGACGGCGUGUCACGUUAAAAAUGUUCGUGCCACUUUUUGUGGCGUUGCUUCUUCACGCAGGAUCUGCGCUGCAAAACGUGAUGUUCUUCCUCAGUGUUUCUGUCUCGUUUUCCAGGACAAACAUCUAAACUUUCUUAAAUCAAGAAACAUUUACUGGAGAAGAGAAAUGAGUGACAAAAUCAAUCAAAAUGAAGUGAGUUUAUGCUUGAAACGAGAACGGAUAUCUGCGGAUGGAGUCGGAAAAAUCAUCUUGUUUUUCUUUUGAAUGAAGUUUAUUUUCUGACUGCACUGUUCUUGUUUUAAGCUCAAACUCACUUCAUUUUGACACAUUUUACAGUAAACAACACUUCAUAUCUUCACUCAUUUCUCUUCUCCAGUAAAUGUUUCCUGAUUUAAGAAUGUUUAGAUGUUUGUUCUGGAAAACAAGACCGAAACACUGAGGAAGAACAUGAUUUUUUCAGCAGCGCGGAGGCGUCACGCAGUCGGAGAACAAACGUUGAAUGUAGGAUUUGUGCUCAUUUGUGAAAUGAGAGUCUCGGUUAAGGGUCUGAGUAUUUCACCAUAAUUGUACUAUCGUUUAUGUGUGAACACAUGAUUGUGUUUAAAGAGAAAGUCCCAAAACAUUUUGUGCAAUAAGAACUGGCUCUCAUUUAAAAGCCAUUCACAUCACGGUGUGUAAACAAGCUUCAGAUUCAGCAAAACAGCCUUUCUAAUUUCUUUGCGUCGUGUGUGUGUGUGCGUGUGUGUAAAAUCAUUUCGGAAUAUUAACAAGCAAAACUUGAAUUUGCUCAUUGAAGAAGAAGACAAAGACCGUCAGAUCAAGUGUAAUAGUUGAUGGGAUGUAGAUGUGUUACCAAAAUGACGCCACAAAAAAAGGAAGGAAGCGCAUCCGUUCGGGUGUUUCUCUUCGUGUGUGUUUGACACAUUGUACAUCAUGUCACUCUAUUUAAUGAAUCGGUAUGCAAAGGUCUUGUUCUGCAUCAAAGAAACGUGUUAAAGUAGCUUUACUUGCUCAAUAUGCAAUAUUACGUCACGACGAUCCAAACGGUUUCCACUCACGUCUAGUGUACCGAACGCUCGGUUAGCUUCUCAUCCACUGUAAAUGUGUAUUAUUUAUACUCGCGCGGAGGAUUGACGCGCGUCUCAGAAGCUCGUCCUCGCGUUUAAAGCAUGAUUUCAUGGAUCUGGCAUGACGGUUUAAGACCCGCCUCACAUAAUUCAUCCAUAGGUCACUUAUUUUAAAAGAUGUACAGCGGUUAUUGAACAUUUUAUGGACUGAUUGUAUAAUAAUACGGCACCGGAUAGUGUUCGGAGGGUGUUUCGGAAAAAGCGUCAGGAUGGAGCGGCAAACGAGUCACGUGAGCUCAUUAAGAAUCCAACUUUGCUGCUCCGCAGAAGAAAAUCGGAGAAAUAAUCGUGUGAACAUUUGCAACUCAAGAAUGUUUCGUACGGGGAGUAAAAUAAUUGUAAGGGCGAUUGUGUAUUAUUAUAUUGUAUCAAGAGUGGGAAAUAUGUACAGAAAAAAUGAUCACUGUGAAAAUAAUAUUUUACGUGUAUGGUGAGAAUCUGUAAAAAUUGUACCAUGGAAAUGUGCAGGGAUAAAGCCGUAUAUGUUCAGGUUUGGAUAUUUUGCCCUCGUCUUACGCGCGUCACAUGGUUAAUGAGGACAUCUCUGAAUACGACGGGCGUGUUCGCCUGCGGGUCGGUUGUGAUUGUUACGUUAUUGUCAUUCUGCUCUGUUAGAUCUGAACACAGCCAUGGGUUAAUGCUAUAGAAUAAACCAAUACUCAGCCA